GAGGCUACUGAGCAAAGCAGUCAACAUGGCGGUCGAGUUGGAUCCACUCUUUCUGAAAGCUAUUACCCUGCUCAAUUCUAAGCAUCCAGAUUCUGGAAGGCAGCUGAAAGUUUUGGUGCAAGAAUACCGGGAAAAAAUAACUGGAGAACCAAAACGUGAAAAAAUUGAAAGGAGAGACUCUGUAGCUGAAAGAGUUAGCCCAAAGAUAGUAGAAAAGUCGCAACAUGCAAGUGACAGAUCAAUGUCACCAGUAUUUAGCCUUUCUGUAACAAGCAGUUCUGUCACACAAGUUGAUUCUGCAUCCACAACAACUGCUGUGGAAGUGGUGGAAGAAAUGAGUAGUAGCUCAUAUGGUGAUGUACUCAAAGAGGAACAAUUAGAUGCGAGCAUGGUCAAAAGUAUAGAGGAACUGGCAAACUCAAGUUUUGAUAGUGCAAUAAUGGAAGAGUUAAACUCGAGUGGCUUACUAGAACCCUCUGCCAAAAAGAAAAAGUUAGACACUGUCAUCAAGGAAGAUUCGAUUUCGUCUCUUUCUGAAGAAGAAGAAGAUUCAGAUGAUCUUCUUGAUGAAACGUUAGAAGAUUUUGAUGGACCAAAAUGUUGUGUGUGUCAGAGUCCCUCAACGGAUAGCCCUGAUAAUAGUUUAGUGGAAUGCCACGAGUGUCACAACCAAUACCACCAAAAGUGCCACAAGCCACCUGUCACCAGCAAGGAUGUGCAUGACCCAAGAUUUGUCCUCUACUGCAGCCAAUGUUCAAGAAGAAUGAAAAAGGAAAUGGCUGCUCAGAAGUCGAGUUUAUCAACAUCGUCUACCAGCAUGCAGGAGCCGACUGUCGCAAAGCCCGUCACUAACCCAUUUCAAGUUAAGACAUCAAUACAACCAUUUCGAAGGCCUACGAGCUCCGGAAAUGCUUCGGAGCAAACAAAGGCUGCUUCUUCGCCGUUCAUGCCCACAGCUUUAUUACAAGGAAACAAUGGAAGUAAUAAUGGUCAGUCCCAGAAUUCACAGCGAGGUGGUCCGUCUCUGCCACAGGACGUUCGAAUGAAAUCGAUGAAGAGAUUAGAGCAAGUGAAAAAGCGCGCGAAAAUGCAACAACAGAUGAGAAAGAGGUAGCUAGUGCCUCGUUCUAGUAGAAUAUCAAGUGGAGGCUAACUGAAAUUGAGAGAACUCGUUGAUUAUGAUCCCGAAAAGCUAAGUCAGUUAUUUAAUUUGUUAUGCUAUGUUCCAUUUCUUUGCUUGUGCAUCAAGUUUGAAUCAGGUAUAGAUUGUAAGUAUUCUUCAUUGGAAUGAGUUAUAGGAGCUUAGAAUUUUGAAGAAGGGACGUAACAUUAGGCCAAAUUCGCUUAUUGUCAAAUGUCGCUUAUUGUCAAAUGGCUAGUAAAAUUAGUCAAAUGGCCACUGGUUAGUAAAAUUAGAUUGUAAUGCUCAGAAACCUGUACAGAAAGUGUACAUAAAAAGUAUCUGUGAAGCGUAUUCAAUCCUUACGUUCGCUCUAUCUCUGUUGCUAAUUUAUAUUUUCACGACAAGUGUGUGAAUGAAGGUCUUUCUUUGUACUAUCACUGUCACAGAGCUGUCUCAAAGCUGUCUGAUUUUAUUGAAGUUUGCUUCCCUGUUCUUUGUCCUUCAUCUUUGAACUGGUCACAAAAUUAGCGAUAAAUGAUCUUCAUAAGUAGCGCCAAAACAUAUUUGUAAUUCCUUUUCGCACUUUACUUGAAAAACUAAAAAGAAGAGAUUCAACCCCAUGCCUAUUCUAUUGUGUCCUUCCCAAAUUAGGAUAUUGGUCAUAAUUCUGAGAGCGCUCUAUCAAAAUUAAUGCAACAUUUUGCACAUAGGCUGCUGUGCCUAUAGACGAAGUUUAGCUCUGUCUUUACUUCUUUGGCAAUUUUGCAAAACUAUUGUCUGUUAUCUUACAAUGGAUGUUGUUCGUUGAUGAAAGGAUCAUUUCUCAUGAUAAAAGUCACCUCUUUUUAAAAAUAACAUCGGCAUUACCAAAAGAUGGUGCUCUUGUGGUUUCAAUUUAACAUCAAAGUAACUGUUUAUGUUUUAUUCAUUGAAUUGCUCUCAGAGGCUUGAGCAUUUGAAAAUGAUUGCUGUCUGACAAAUCCAAGCAAUUGGUUAAAACUCUUACAAUCUAGGCAUUUUUAAAAUUUAACUCAGCACAUUUUUCACCCUUCUAGUAACUUGCUUUGACAUUUUCACCCACUUUUGUUGUCCGCCUGUAUCUUUCCUUUUUCUACCCUAGCCUCAAAUUGGCUCUGUUCAGAUAUUUCCAUGGAGUACCAAUCUAAAAUAAGGCAUUAUUCAUCAUGCGUUGUAUCAGAUGAAGUUUCUCUCAAAGCUUUUUCACCUCCCUUUCUUGUUAUCCAAACAUUUAUUAUUCAUGUUAAACAAAAACAACAGAAAGAGUUGAGAGAACUCCUGCAAAAAUGGGCGGUCCUUUCCAUUACUUUUCUAAGUAACGGUCAAUUUGUGCUCGUUGCAGGGGCCCUAUUUAUUUCGUUGGCCAUCCAGCCUCAUUAGUGUAGUUGCCAGAAUGAAAACCACAUGCUUGCUGGCUCCUUGUUCUGGUUUCUAAUCAUUCUUAUAAUGGCUAUUCAAAACUACGCCGGGUUCCUGAUUUGCAAUUUCAAUCAACGACAUCAUCAUAAUAAUCGCCAUGAAUACGCAGCUAAGCAUCAUCAUAAUCAUCAGCAUCAUCACCGUUAUCAAUAUCAAUCACAUUCUUCAUUCAUCCUCUUCUAUCGUCAAUCAUUUUCAUCAAUCACAAUCAUGCUCAACAAUUACCAUUAUAAUCAUCAUCAACAAGUUGCUAACGGCCCAAAUAAUCACGAAUCGCUUGAAUCAUUACCGAAAUCAUAAUCAGUACUGUUAUGCGAGUACUCGAGAUUUCUAUGACGCAGCACGGUGCUUUAUAGAAACAUUGAAAACAAAUCACAAAUGCAGGUGACGUAUUGAGACAGCCAAUUACAUGGUUAGCGGCCCCGUUAAAAUGUCUUAUGUACAUUAAACGCAGUCUUGUAGCAAUUCACGAUCUUCUGGAUCAGUUUAAAGCCGCUUUUAUAUAUUUAGCCGGAAGGUGUCGAAGAGAGGGGGUUGUUACAAUGUUCAUCCUGUUGUAGCAACCAACCAUAACAGGACCAUAUUCUUUCUUUGCAAAACUGUAUUUCAUUCUUAUCUCAGUUUGAUAUCAUUUAAAUCCAGUUACUAUUGGUUUGAAACUAUGUCGCAAAUCGCAUAAAAGAACUUCUUGAAUCAGUUCUGAAUAGUUUGCACAAUUUAUUAACUCCGCUCAGCAAAGCCUACUGUCAUACAGCUAUGUUUUAGAUGUAUAAUGUAAGUUGUAACGUUGUUAGAUGUUAAGAUGUAGGAAUUUGGCAUUUGUUGCUUAUGUAUAUCUGCCAAUAACGUGAAAUAACAGACUAUUGAAAAAGCAAAGGAAAAAAUUCUUAAAUUCUUGUUGAUCCUCGAUCACUUCUAGAGAGCUCUUUGAUUGCAAAAAGAGCUAUUAGACUCUCUUAUUAGAGAAUUUGUUACUAGCUGUAAUUAUUUGUUAUUAUUACUCGGAUUGUGUAUAUUCAAACUUGUAGCUUUUCCGUGCGAAAAUAUGAAGCAGCAUUAACCAUAUUUCAAAGACAUCUCUGAUACUGUGAAACGCAAGGUAGUAAGGUAUACUUUUUGUGGAACAAAUCUGCGAGUCAACCGUGGCCCAAACCAGGCGAAUCUUACAGGGGUUGCGUGAUAUACCUUGUUAAAGGCUAACCGUUUAUAGUUCGAAGGGGUGGAGCAUUGACUUGUUUUAGCGACUCCUGCAUGCUCAUCGCAUGACUGAUGCAAAGAAUAGGUUUAUUUUACCCACAGGGCUAUCAUGAGCUGUCGAUAACAGUUAUCCAGUGAUGCUUUAUUCCAUUUAACGGCCAGAUAUGAUAACAAAUCUUGUUUACACAACAGCUUCUUGGGAUUGCUAUGAUAUAUUGCUAAUGAUUGACAGGAUAAUACUGUGACGUAUGUUUUUCUUGAAGCAGUCCAAACCCCGCCCAAUUCACCCCCUUUCAAAAUAACUUCAGAUGAUUACAACAAACUGCUACAGUGCCUAAGGUACAUAAGCUCAAAAGCAUUUCAGUCUUUCUUUGACUUCACAACUCUCUUCUCUCUGGCACUCCUUCCUUUUUCUCGGGUGCCAAUGCUGAUCUGUGGCUCGAAACCACCUGCAAACACGAAGAUCCGACGCCCCCCUGUCAGAUUGAUUUGUAUCCUUUUUAUUAUGCCGUGAAACACUGUGGGUUCCAGAAGGCAUUCAUAUACAGCGACCAGCCUGCUGGAGGCUCAGCUCUGCAAUCAAAAUAAGCCACAAGCGUCACAGAAAAGGCGAGUGCCGAGUGCGUGAUACAUGUAUUUAUGGUUGCAAGUAUACGCUACCAGCCAUAAACCAGAAAACUCGAACGCAAACUGCGUCAAUAACAUCAAACAGUUUUCUGUAAACCUUAGCCUGGAUACUCUCUCUUAUCAAUCGAUUAUUUAUAUUAUUGUGCGGUUGAAAACAAAGAUGAUAUCACAACCUGAAGUUUUGAAGCUAGCAGGAUAGUGAACAGCGCUGGCAGCCUCUCCGCUAUCUUUCACACACAAGUGCAAGAAUAUCAAGCAAAUCGAAGGAAGCAAUUGUUAACGAAAGCAGUUGCAGACGAUCUGCCAAAAUAAUUGACCUGGCUUUUGGAUUAAACACUGAGGGGUGUAAGUGUUGCUACGAGUAAAGUCGGUUGGAAUAAUGCUCAUUCGUAGUACGCAAGUUUCUCACAAGUAAAGAGUGGAUAGAAAAAGAAAGCUCCAAUUUGGAUUACACCUGCUUUAUGUUUGGCAUCACUUGGCAGAGGAAUCUCACACCGGGCUGAAGGAAUCCUGAUAAAAAAAACUGCAAAGAAAGAUGACAAGACACACGCAACAGAUGUUUAUGUGUGAUCCAGUGAACCUUUUCGUUAAUAGUAAAGUUCGAUAUUUAUUAUAGAAAGACCCUCUGCCAAUUAAACAGAAACACUAUGCCGAACCGAUCGCACGGAACAUUUCCGCGUUUCAAUGAGAAUGGCACAGAACACACAUCAUCGCAAAUCAUCGAGAAAACGAGUCAGGUAGAUUCGCCGGAUUGCGAGGCCAAUAUUCAUUUACCGCAUAUACGCAACGACACACCGGGAAAUUCCAAGUCGGAACGAAAACCGGGAAGAUUUUUCAAAUUUUCAAAUGAUAGGAACAGUUUUACAGAGAACUUGCUGUCGUUUUUCACAGGAAGCAAGGACCGUGGAAACCAGCAGAAAACAACAGACUCAGAAAAACCCAGAACUGCAGCAGCAAAGGAGAGCGGUUUACGGAACCGGACCGAAAACCGUCACGGCGUUGUAACGAGAAACGAGCGAAGCGCUCGGUCACACGUAACACACAAUAAUCUUCAGAAACAUCCACUUCAGAGAACUGAUAAACCGCGAAUAACGGCCUUGACGAAAAACGACUCUUUUAGGCCGGUUACUGGACGGUCUCGCACACGUGCUUCGAACGGGGCAGUUGCGAAAAAGGACAACGAUAGCGACAUAGGGGGUUGCGAGAACAUGUACAAGACGAAGCAACCGCCCGGAAAAUUCAACGUGCCGCGGAAACGAUCGCUUGAAAUAAGCGAAUAUAUUCGCAGAGAGAAUUAUAAAUAUAACGAACGCACCGCGAAGCAGUUCUUGUUUCAAAAAUGGCUACGAAGCACGGAAACAGAGCUGCCUGAACACUAUCCAAUUGAACACAACGACACAAAAUUAUCAAAAUAGUUUGUUAUGUAAAUAGUAUAAAUUUUACUUCCAGAGUAGGUUGGUGUUGGGUAUUAUAAACCAGUUUCAUGGUAAUUUGUUAUUCAUAUUGCUAGAAACAUAA
Molecule: messenger RNA, 5902 nt
Organism: Rhopilema esculentum
Lineage: Eukaryota; Metazoa; Cnidaria; Scyphozoa; Rhizostomeae; Rhizostomatidae
Product: integrator complex subunit 12
Biological process (GO): snRNA 3'-end processing
Cellular component (GO): integrator complex
Source: RefSeq, a predicted model, not a curated record